Echinococcus granulosus is the source of this 330-nucleotide messenger RNA. RefSeq lists its product as hypothetical. The coding region runs from base 1 to 330 and encodes 109 amino acids. Lineage: Eukaryota; Metazoa; Platyhelminthes; Cestoda; Cyclophyllidea; Taeniidae. The record is from RefSeq and is a predicted model, not a curated record. The transcript is spliced from 2 exons.
AUGAUAAAUGCUAAAUACACAAGGAAAGUAAAGGACAAAGUGUCUAUCAAAUCAAGAAGAAGUAGUUCGGAUGCUUCUUAUCUACAGGGUGAUUAUUUCUUCAAGGGUGACUGCUUUGAAAUGGAAUGGAUUGAAAGAAGUAGGGGUAGAAAUAAAGGUCACUUAAAGAGCAGUCUUACUGCUACGAGACUAAUGAAGCGUUUGGCAAGGAAUGGUACAGUUAGUGCAAGAUGUAAAAUUCAAUUUACUAUUCUUACUGGCACCAUAUUAAAGAAAUCUGUAUUUACUACUGGGCCCAUAUUCACUUUUAAUGAAACGAGUUCAUUUUAG